GUUGGUGACAAUGCCCCUCAACUCCCUUUUCUGUAUUCCUCUACCCCCUGCUUCAUCUGAUCCAGCAGACCAUUACCGAACUCAUUUCGACUCACUUGCCCGAAAGAUUCUGCUUGACUAUGAUCUCUACAUCGGAGAUAAGCGAUAUGAUAUUCUUGAGGUAGAAAUGUAUUUGAAUACCUCUGAACUGGGCCACGAGGAUCCACACUGCCACAACCAUCCCCUUCAAAAGACUUUCAGCAAUUGGUACUUCCAUCGUAUUGGAAAGACAGAUGGUUUCAAAGGCGGUAGUCGUAAAGGAGUUGACAUUACGAUGGGUAAUCCAGAUAACGAUACCAAAGGUGGUAUGAUUAUCCGAGCCAUAAAGGAACAAGAGACGGACAGACUUGUGGAAGGGCCUAGUCUCGUUGUAGAUGAGAUAUUGCAAGUACAUGGGCAUACAAGUCUCAAAGCGUUUGUCUCAGAGAAAUGGAAAGAUAAACCAGCCAACUGCUGGGCAACCGAUACCUGCCUCUAUCUAGUCAAGAAAGAAAAUCAAGAUACCAGCAUGCAAGCCCCUGCAAAAAGACGAAAGCUUGAUAGACCUCUUCUCAUGGGUACUAUCUAUGCAUCCUGCCGAGUAGGCUUAAGAACUUGGAAAGCCAACACGCCCUACGACAAAUGCCUUUGGUUUGUCGGUAUACCCUAUCGUUACGUACAGCAGCCAUGGCUGUUGAAGAAAGGAAGGAUAUGGACAGUUCUUGAGAUGUUGGACAAAAACAUGGCCGAGAAAGAUAUCGCGAGCCUGAACAACAUCAGCAUCAACCUAGUAAAGAAAUACAAGGAAGCGUACGAAAAAGGACAGAGUGCUCCUUUGGAGGCUUUGAGACAUAUUAUGACCAAGGAUAUUCUUAGUGACAGUCUCUGGAGAAUAGAGGCAAUGAGUGCAAUUCGAUGGUGGGGAAGGCAGAAUGAGAAAGGAAGAGCUCAAGCAAUUAGUCAUAUACCUAUACGUUAAUCAUCUAUAUUGUAUGUUGUUAAAAAAUAGUAAUAAACGAUUAAAGUAUACGGGAGUAUACAUACUAAAGC
Messenger RNA from Phycomyces blakesleeanus NRRL 1555(-), 1068 nucleotides. RefSeq lists its product as hypothetical. Bases 11 to 997 code for a protein of 328 amino acids. The transcript has a single exon. NCBI's taxonomy places the organism in Eukaryota, Fungi, Mucoromycota, Mucoromycetes, Mucorales, Phycomycetaceae. The record is from RefSeq and is a predicted model, not a curated record.